GCAGUGCGGCGGGGCGGGAGCAGCAGCCGCCGGCCCAGCCCGGCCCUGCCCCGGCGCAGCAUGGCUAAGCACCACCGCACUCCGGCGCGCAGCCCGGAGCCUGUCAUCGAGGUCAAGAGCAAGUUCGAUGCUGAGUUUCGCCGUUUCGCCAUGAUGCGCUCCAGCAUAGGGGGCUUCCAGGAUUUCUACCAGCUGAUUCAGACGGUCCACCAGAUCCCCUCUGUGGAUGUUCUCCUCGGGUAUACGGAUGUCCAUGGAGAUUUGCUGCCCAUCAACAAUGACGACAAUUAUCACAAAGCACUCUCGUCUGCUAAUCCGCUACUCCGGGUUAUCAUCCAGAAACGGGCAGAAGCCGACUCCAGUGUCUUUGCCUCCAACUCGCUGCAACGGAAGAAGAAGGGGCUCCUGCGCCCAGUGCACCAGCGCACCAAACCACACCUGCUGAUCGGUAUGCCGCAGGAUUUCCGCCAGAUCUCCUCUAUCAUCGAUGUGGACAUUCUGCCUGAGACACACCGGCGGGUGCGGCUGCAUAAGCAUGGGUCUAACAAACCUCUGGGCUUCUACAUCCGGGACGGCAUCAGCGUGCGCGUGGCCCCGCAAGGGGUCGAGAAGGUGCCCGGGAUCUUCAUCUCGCGCUUGGUCAAAGGGGGGCUUGCUGAGAGCACCGGGCUCCUGGCUGUGAAUGAUGAGAUCUUGGAGGUGAACGGCAUUGACGUGGCAGGCAAGUCCCUGGACCAAGUGACGGACAUGAUGGUGGCCAACAGCCACAAUCUCAUCAUCACAGUCAAGCCAGCCAACCAGCGCAACAACGUGAUCCGCAGCAGCAAGGCCUCGGGCAGUUCUGGCGUGUCCACGGACAGCACCCCCAGUCAGCAGACGCCCAGCCCAGCUUCCCAGUACCUGAGCAACUGCAGCACAGCCGAGGGGGAGAGCGACGAAGAGGGCGACUUGGUGAUCGAGAGCGAUUUGCCCGCCAGCUGUCCCAACGGGGGCCUCCUGGAAAGCCUGCAACACAGCUUGUCGCUAUACAGCUCUCAAGGCUCUCUGCCUUCCCUGAACAGUCACAGCGGUAGUGGAAGCCCAAUCCGAGGCAGCCGAGCUGGCAGCCUCCGGGAAGAUGGUACAGUCAUCACGCUAUAGCCCUGGGCACUCUCCUCCUUGUGCCCUGUAUCACAGCAUUUCCAAGGUCAGUUUGGUCGACCGCCUUACUCCUGGCCAGUGGGACGGGUAGGUUUCCCCAUCUGGAUCCCGAGUCACUACCUAGUCCUGUUCUCUCUCUGACCUCCCAUGCACACUGCCUCACAAGCGCCAAUGGUGCUGUCUCCAGCUGCUGUUACGAAGAUGGCAGCCAGGAUUGGAGCAAUAGCGGGUGGGAGGGAACAAUCCACUUUCCCCAAACUCCCUUCCUCGUCCCCAUUGAACCAAAGUUAUGGGGUUUUUAUUACCUUCCUUGUUUCCCUCCCUUCAGCCACUGUCUGUGCUCCAGGUGAAAAGAGGGGGGCUGCCUCUUACCGAAACAGUCGGCCCCUGCCGGCUCUCAUGAAGUGUUUGGUUUUUAGUUGUUUGUUUUUAUGAUAACAUGCAUCACAGAUUAAUAUAUUG
Eublepharis macularius is the source of this 1602-nucleotide messenger RNA. RefSeq names its product par-6 family cell polarity regulator alpha (gene PARD6A). The transcript is spliced from 3 exons. Gene Ontology annotation, cellular component: nucleus; cell cortex; apical plasma membrane. Gene Ontology annotation, molecular function: protein kinase C binding. Gene Ontology annotation, biological process: establishment or maintenance of cell polarity; centrosome cycle; regulation of cellular localization. NCBI's taxonomy places the organism in Eukaryota, Metazoa, Chordata, Lepidosauria, Squamata, Eublepharidae. The coding region runs from base 61 to 1140 and encodes 359 amino acids. The record is from RefSeq and is a predicted model, not a curated record.